AUGGCUGCAUCCAAGGCACUUCUGAUCACCUUGGUGCUCGCCGUGCUCACCCCUCUCGCUGCCACCGCCGCCCAGCAGACGGUGACGAACCUCACCCUCCACAACCUCUGCCUCUACCCAGUGUGGCCGCGCAUCACCCAGAACAUCGGCCUCCCAGCCAUCCCCGACGCCAACGACACCGCCGGCCGCCUCGAUGGGGGCGGCGAGGGCCUGGUCACCCUGGCGUUUCCUCCCGGCGCGUGGUCCGGCCGCAUCGUAGCGCGCACCGGCUGCAUCGACGACGACGACGACGUGUGCGACACCGGCGUGGCGCCGGCACCGACGACGGUGACGCAGGUGAGCGUGCACGGGCCCAAUGGGCUGGCGGAGUACAGUGUGAGCCUGGUCGACGGGUUCAACGUGCCGGUGGUGGUGACGCCGCACGGGUUCGAGCAGGGCGAUCAGUGCCCGUCCCUCGGCUGCUCCGUGGACCUUGACGUCGACUGCCCCAGCGACGCCAAGGCCCCCGCCGGCGGGUGCAGGGCCCAGGGACAGGGGCAGUUCUUCAAGCAGAGGUGCCCGGACACGAGGACGACGCCGACGGACGUGGAGGCCACCCCGCAGCGCUGCCUCCAGCCCGGCGAGCUCAAGAUCGUGUUCUGCCCCGACACCUCCAACUAG
Lolium rigidum is the source of this 660-nucleotide messenger RNA. Its product is annotated as osmotin-like protein. Lineage: Eukaryota; Viridiplantae; Streptophyta; Magnoliopsida; Poales; Poaceae. The record is from RefSeq and is a predicted model, not a curated record. The transcript has a single exon. Gene Ontology annotation, cellular component: extracellular region. Bases 1 to 660 code for a protein of 219 amino acids. Gene Ontology annotation, biological process: defense response.